Molecule: messenger RNA, 2789 nt
Organism: Colletotrichum godetiae
Lineage: Eukaryota; Fungi; Ascomycota; Sordariomycetes; Glomerellales; Glomerellaceae
Exons: 2
Coding region: 156-2789 (877 amino acids)
Source: RefSeq, a predicted model, not a curated record
CACACAGCGGUAGGCGAAAUGCGCCGCCCUUCGUAUUCCUGGUGUUUCUUUACCUGCUCAGAUCCCCCGCCUUCAUUUCUUCCGUCUUUGAGUAUUUGAGUGUCGCUCUCAUCGAUGAUUUCAUAUUCUGCAGACCACACCAUAACUUCCGGCCAAUGCCGCUACAUAAAUCGCUUUUUCGGUACGGCCAUCUUUAUUUCAAGCGACCAAAGGGUUUAACCUCGAGAUUCAUAACUCAAGCAGCCAUGGAGAAGGGCUGCGUGGAUCCAGAUCCUUUAGAGGAAGGCCUCGGCUUCAUCCUUUAUGCGAUCACUUGGUGGGUCGUGCAGAUAGGCAUGGUACGAAUGGUUGCGACGACUCCGACUUGUCAACCCGAACCUGAGAUCGAGAUGUUCGGUUCUACCGAUGCUGGUAGCAUCAGCAACGUAGAUGACGACAUGGUGGAGGGUAUCGCGGGCAAUGAGCAGACCGUUGAGAAAGCAACCAUAGCAAAGCCUUCUCUGAUGAAGCCUACUCCCGAAGAAAAGCUGGCAUCAGAAACAUUGGCAUCGGAAACGCUUCCAUCUACGACAACAACGAGGUCACCAACGGAAUCAAUGGAACCAACACCGACAUCAGAGUCUCAUAUACCGCCAAAACCUCAAAAGGUCAUUUUGCGGCCAAAGAGGUUCAAAAGACGCACUGAAGUACAGGUUGACCUAAAUGCUACUUUCACACUAGCCGAGAAUGCCAUUUUGGAGCGCUUUUUGGAAGCUUUGAGGACUGAAAGAACCACACUUUUCAUGAGCCUGGGUUUCGUUUUGCCAACUAUUCUAGCUACUCUUGUCUCAAUUUCUUCUGAAGGUCCAUCUAGCCAGACAGCAACCGAGGAAGCAGACGCGACACGAGAUGCCACAACCCUCAUCAGAAUCAGCGGCUUAACCAAGUGGAAACAUAUAUGCUCUUUUCAUAAUGUCAUGAUCCAAAAUCCGAAUCUUUUCGCCCCGCUCGAGUUGUGUUAUCAUAAGGAGAAAAUCCGUCGCAUUGCGCGCGAAGCCUCCUGCGCGAUCCGCCAUCCGGCACAAACGCGGACGCUCUGCGGAUGUCCCAUUGUCGUUCAGACACCUGAUCUGGGUCAGCGGACGUCGACCAUUGGCGGCCUACUCACUGUCAAGAGUAAUUUUUAUGCUCUUACGACGAGCCAUGUGCCCGAUGACGAGGAUGAAUUCCCUGACGAAGUCGACUAUGAUAGCGAUUCCGACGAGUCUUCGCUAUUCUUUUAUGAUAAUGAUGCUGACUCUGACUACCAUAACUCGGGAUCAGUCACUCUUUCUGCAUCAGAAGAUUAUACAAACGAGAAGAGCAAAACCGCGGCACAGGUUCCGGAGACCGAGUCGCCAGAUGCAAAUACUACCAAGGGCGCAGCAAAAACAGCGGAAGAUGAUGCCUUGGGAAUCUCACCAGAAGGACCAGGUUCUGACACAGCUGGUUUCGAACAAUAUCCUGAGAAAUUAGGGGCGGAAGAACCAAGUCACACCCCAUUAGAAGACUUGUCUAGAAAGAGGGGGUACCUCAUCAACCCGAUCGAAGCAACCGAACUCCGGAGCGGGGACGAUUGGCUACUUGUGCCUGUGGGAACAGAUUUCCUUUUCCCAAAUAGAAUACCGGAAGGCUCAGAGAGACCAUCCACAUGGCAAACUCCGUUCAUCGAAGGCUUCUGGCCUGAUUUGGGUAAACUGUUCAUAGACCAUGAUCAACCGCACGAACCCCCGUCCCGCCAAACAGUACCCCAAUCUCGAGUACCGCUCGAGAGACGGCGAAGACAAUGUUCAAGGGUAUGGGCAUUAUCUGCAAUGCACGGUUUGGUGCGCAGCAAUCUUUCCCCAAACCCGUCGUUCAUGCUUUCCGGUGGCGGCGAGAGGGUUUCAAAAGUCUGGACAGUUGAAGCAGAGGCCCAUAGUCAAGGCUUCCAAGCAGGAGAUUCAGGCUCCUGGAUCGUCGAUGACAGAUCGAGGCGCGUACUGGGCAUCUUGGUGGCCCGGGUUGGCGGCGUCGGAUACAUGGUUUCCUUUGCUGGAGUCCGACAGAACAUCGCCUCCACGCUUAGAAUAAGGCCGACAUCAAUACAGUUGGCUUCCAGAUUGGAUCCUCGACUACGCGGCCGUAGUGGCGGACAGGUUCUCCGGUCUUCGUCCCCAUUUAGACGACAACCCGAGCCGGACACGCGAUCUUGGGGCCAAUGGCUCUCUGAUGGCUGGGCGGCGAUCCUGGACGUCGUGCUACAUCCCAUAAACCUCGGCUACAAAGCCAUGUUACUUGUCUUGGCUACUGCGAUGGCAUACUUGUAUCUUCUUUGGAGGUUUCCAGUCGCGUUGGAGACUUUAACCUCCCUGCAGCUGGCGCUUCUGCCACCAGCCUUGGUCCUGUUCUUUUGGGCGCUGUCAGAGCUAGAAACACGUCCUGGAACAGCGAACCGUACUCCGGAGGAAAGGCUUCUCCUGCGAAGGAACAUAUACACGUGGGCUUGGAUCUCAUUUGUGGCGGGCAUUUUGGUUGGUUUUGGGAUUUAUCUCGUGAGACCCCCGGUCCUAGACCGUCCUCCGAGAUCCCCAGAGAUGGCCUUGAGGGAGUGGAACAAGUUGCUUGAUAGCCUGAACGAGAUUGAUGUUCAAGGCUCAUACGAUUCUCUGAUGAGAGACCUGCAAGAUCUGCAGUGGGCGUUGUUGCGUCUAGAUUUUCGAUUCUUUGUCGCUAAGCUCAAGGCAAUCAUGGUUAAGCUGUUCUUUCCCACGCGGCCAAGAGGAUAUUGA